AUGGGAAAGAACUUGACCUGGAGCAAGGAUGAGCCUGACUGGCAGUGUAAGGAUGAAGUUGACUGGCAGUGUGAAAUUGAGCUUGAAGCAGAAGAAAUCAGCGGAGCACCAAGAGUAAUCAGGCAGCAGGCUGAAGAAAAGCCACCAGAAGGCAUUAAUCCUGAUGAUCCCGAAACAGGUACAGAUAACAAAGGAAUUCGCAGUUUCUAUGCCAUUACCCCAAAUUCAGAAGACAACUUUGAAAGAAAGAUGACUUUCAAUUCAUGUGCUAAUAGUAUGAAUCAAGGGUCACAGAUAGGAAGUGAAAGUCUUGAAAUCCGAAAUGUGUCUCGUCCUGAUUGCAACCAGACUAUAGUCCAACCAGACUCAGUGACUUUUGCCAUCUCGAAUGAGACCGUGCUCUUCCUUAAAGGUCUGCUGGUCACACGCAUCAUGCCCUAUUUCUACAUCUUCCUCCUCAUUAGUAUACCCCUAAACACAUUGGCCUUGGUGACAUUCACCUGUAGGAUUCAAGCAAAGAAACCAGCUGUGAUCUUCAUGUCUCACCUGGCAUGUGUUGACCUGCUCUUCGCCUUGCUGCUGCCUCUGAAGAUCCACUACCACCUGAAUGGUUCAAAUUGGGUGUUUGGCGAGGUGGCGUGUCGUGUACUAAGCGCGGCUUACUACUGCUACAUGUACUGCUCUAUACUGCUGAUGAUGUGCAUGAGUGUGGACAGACUGUUGGCUGUGGUGUUUCCUGUCACUUCUCUAUACUGGCGGAACACAAGGAAAGCAACUGGCAUAUGUGUAGUCAUCUGGCUGCUGGCAAUCGCUGGCACAGUGCCACUUCUCUCCAUAAAGCUAACAUUUAGGAUCAAGGAUGUUGGCAUCACCUGCCAUGAUGUUCUUCCCUACAAACAGCAGCAUGUGUACCUGUUCUUGUUCUCCAUCCUCUCCAGCCUCUACUUCAUCUUGCCACUUGUCAUCACCUUGGUGAGCUACUCUGCCAUCAUAUAUGUGCUCAGUGCCCAGUCUACCCACUUAGCAACGUCACCCUCAAACAAACGAAGGAGAGCUGUGAUUAUGGCUAUCGCUGUGGUGACAGAGUUUGUGGCAUGCUUUGCAUCAACCAAUGGCAUCCUGUUGUACCACUGCAUUCAUCUGGCCACUGGGGUGGCAGAUUUAUCAUAUGCAGCUUACAUGUUGGCUGUGUGUGCUGGGAGUUCAAGUGUUUUGCUGGACCCUCUGUUGUACUACUAUGGCUCGUCUCAGUGCAGACAGAAAAUCAGCUCUGUGUUUUGGUGGAGAAAGAAAAAGAACAACCACAUUAUCAACCACAUUAUCAAACACACUCUCAGGAAACUAGAGAGCCACCAUCGGAAGGAGGGUGAUGGUGGGAAUCUUAGAAUCACCUCCACUGACAAUGAUGAUAUUGAAAUGGUGUAUGAGUUUUUGUGUGAAACUCUACCAAAACUAGCAAAGUGA
Molecule: messenger RNA, 1464 nt
Organism: Xyrauchen texanus (razorback sucker)
Lineage: Eukaryota; Metazoa; Chordata; Actinopteri; Cypriniformes; Catostomidae
Product: proteinase-activated receptor 1-like
Exons: 5
Coding region: 1-1464 (487 amino acids)
Biological process (GO): positive regulation of blood coagulation; positive regulation of Rho protein signal transduction; phospholipase C-activating G protein-coupled receptor signaling pathway
Cellular component (GO): membrane
Molecular function (GO): thrombin-activated receptor activity
Source: RefSeq, a predicted model, not a curated record